Panicum virgatum (switchgrass) is the source of this 2092-nucleotide messenger RNA. Its product is annotated as AP2-like ethylene-responsive transcription factor AIL1. The coding region runs from base 577 to 1671 and encodes 364 amino acids. Gene Ontology annotation, molecular function: DNA binding; DNA-binding transcription factor activity. NCBI's taxonomy places the organism in Eukaryota, Viridiplantae, Streptophyta, Magnoliopsida, Poales, Poaceae. The transcript is spliced from 9 exons. The record is from RefSeq and is a predicted model, not a curated record. Gene Ontology annotation, biological process: regulation of DNA-templated transcription.
UCACCCGAUUAAUCCCAAGGAAACCGAAUUAUAAACGCGCCCUAAUUACCUAUUCGCUGACGUCCUCAGCAGCAGCGGCGCCAGAGUGCGGCAGCCUGCGGGUGGGCUUAGCUAGCAAUCCCAGAUUGUGCUCCGCUCGCGGGCGAUUAGGUAAAUCCGCCGGAGCAAGAGCGAAAUUAUCCUGCGAUUCUUUCGUCCUCUCCCUGCCCCCCCCCCCCCCCUCUCUCGAUUUGCCCGAGAAAAAUUUUCGUUGUUUCUCGCAUCACUCUCCACUAAGCCGGAGCCGCCCGCCCCUCUCCGCGCUGGUGCUCGUCGCUUCCUGCCCAAGCCGGCGUCAUUCGCCCGCACCCCUAUUAAUUCCCUGCCUCGAUAGUCGAUGGCCGAUUGCCUCGUGGAAGUUGCAGUUUCGCUGCCGCUCCGGUGUUGAAUACCCACGCCGCUAGGGUUCAAUCGUCGUCCGGAGGCUUCCCCGUCAAUCCCGGCGUGGCUGCGGGCGGCGGCUCAAAGGUGGUUUGUGAAUAGGGGGGGUAGAUAGAUUGUUAGGGUUCUAGGAGUUGUUUUCGUCUCCCGUAUUAGAUGGAGGAAUCGGAGGAAGGUGUUAAUCUUGGGAAGCAAAUGGAGGAAAAGGCGGCGAGGGAAUCGGGGGAUGAGGGUACGAUAGAGAGGAGCCACUCUAUCAAUCUGAAUACGGUGCCACCCGUUCCUGUGGAGGCGAGGAGGACUCUGGAGAAUGGUGAGAUACAUGGCACAGGGGUGUCAGGAACCAAGGAUUCAAGAACUGGGGAGCCAGAGCAACCCAGUGAUACUGAUCAGAAGAAGCUGCCCAAGUGUGAGCAAGUGGACUAUGAAAGUGAAGUUGAAGGUCGUGAGAAACCUGCCGAUGAGGCUGCCUUGGUUACUGUGGUGGGAAAUGAAGGGCAUGCUGGUUACGGUGAUGAUGAUGAGAGAUCUCAGGUCCUCUGUAUUGUCAAGAAGGAUGAACCUGCAGAUGAAAUUGGCGACUCUAUUAAUCCUGUCCCUAUGACAGAGGCAGGGUGUACAGAAGAGAAGGGCGCAAUAGUUCCUUCUGCUGGCAUUUCUGCAGUGCGACCUGCUGGUUCUCGAUCAUCAAGUUUCCAUGGUGUGACCAGGCAUAGAUGGAGUGGGAAAUAUGAAGCUCAUUUGUGGGACAGUUCUUGCAGAGUAGAAGGACGUAGAAGAAAAGGGAAACAAGUUUAUCUAGGAAGUUAUGAUGCUGAGGAGAAAGCUGCUAGGGCUUAUGAUGUUGCAGCUCUUAAAUACUGGGGUCAAAAUACAAGACUAAACUUUCCGAUUUCACUGUACGAAAAGGAGCUGGAGGACAUAAGGGACUUAUCUCGAGAGGAAUGCGUGACAUAUUUGAGAAGGAGGAGCAGCUGCUUUUCAAGAGGGGCUUCUAUUUAUAGAGGAGUGACAAGAAGGCAGAAAGACGGGAGAUGGCAAGCACGCAUAGGACUGGUUGCUGGAACUAGAGACAUAUACCUCGGAACAUUCAAAACUGAGGAAGAAGCUGCGGAGGCUUAUGAUAUUGCUGCCAUCGAGAUACGUGGCAAAAAUGCUGUGACCAACUUUGACCGAAGCAACUAUGUUGACAAAGGUAUGCAUUGUAUAGAAGGGGAAGGCUUGAGGCUGCUCAUGUCGAAGCCAGAAUAAUAACUUGGAACAUCGAUGCGGCGGUGUCGUCUAUUGAGCGGAUUUGCCCAGACAGAUUUGGAACUUAGUGGUACAUACAGAUAGAAGAACUGGUUGCAUUUUUUCAAUAUUUUCUGCUUUCAAGUCUUAAGCUUACAGUUAUUCGAUCACCUAGCAAAAAUGAUGUAAUGAGGAUUUUGAGCAUGUAUCAUAGGGUUUGUAGGAUAGAUCCUUCUGGAAAUGUUACCGUAUCAAUGGUCAUGUUCUGUCUUGAUAGCUUCGUUUUGUCAGAUUGCUCAUUCUGGAAAUGUUACAUAGUCAAUGUUUUUUUUUAAAGACAUAGUCAAUGUCCCUGUUCUGCUCCGGUUGCUUCGUCCUGUCAGACUGAACGUUGUUCCUCGAAUGUUUCAGAAGAAUGGUACUCGAUUAUGAUUCGAUGGAA